AACACAUCCUCCCCUUUGUUGCAACAGGUAAACGUCAGUCUUACCUGACAGAUAAGGAGAGUGAGGAUUCGCACACAUCUGUCUGUAGGAUCUCUGCAUAGGACCAACACUCCUAUAGUGAAUUUUCCCUGCACAAUUCUUGUCCCAGAAACUGCAUUUAAGAUUCCUGAUCUAAAAGCAGCAGAUCAAGCAAAUCGAAAGUUGUUUAAACAAUGACUUCUGUUCAAGCGAAAAAAGCAGGAGUGUCUGUAGAAGCAGACAGACAGAAUGUCAUUACACAGAUGAAAGUGAGGACCAAAUUGAAAACAGAUAAAAGUUGGAUAAAUCGGCAGAGCUCCGAGGAUGAGAAGGAUGAAGGCUCCACCCCAGUGUCUCCCCAGUUAAAGUCCCUCGAGGGCCGGAAGUUCCUGUGGUCACCACACCAAGAAUCAAGCACUGAUAGAGAUUCACCAACGUUUGGUGCUAAGGAGCCCAUUACAAGAACGUCUUCAUUUCCGAUCCAGUCAAGUGACAAGCCCCCCACAUAUAGUGCUAAUAAUGCAACAAAUAAUUCACCUUCACCGGCUCAACCAUCCCCACCACCAUCAACAGCCUCCGACAACUCAAGUGCUAGAACAUCAUCUGGUUACAUAAUAAGGGGACAGCCAAUGAAUGCAUCUCAACAAGCAAAGAGCAAUGCCCCAUAUAAUGGAUUCCAAAAAAGUUAUUCAGUGCAACAGAAGAGUGCAAGUCUCCCCCGUGUCCCCAGCGCUACUGGCUAUAAGAUGACCACGGAAGAAUACAAGAAACUGGCUCCAUAUAACACAAGGAAUAAAUCUGCAGACUUAUCAGAUGAGGAGACAACAUUUACACCAACAGAACAAGCAAAAAGGACGGAGGUAGCUAGUAGCAUUUUAAAGAAUUCGGCUUCAAAGGACCGCUCAUAUGUCUUCUCAGCAGCAAAGAGAUACAGUGGGGUUUCUUCACCAACCGAAAAUAAUAAUAACCCAUUUGUGGCUAAAAAGGUGCAGGUACAGGAGGAAAAUGAAAGUGUGAAAAAGAGGAGUGAAACGCUUCCCAAAUCCGAAGAUACCAGCAGUGGACAAAACACAAGCUCCCCUAAACUAACCACUAGAACCAUUACAGAGGCAAGCAGCCCACCUGUCAAAGCACAGCCUGGGAAGAUCUCACCCCAAAAGGAUGACAUUAGACCAAACGCGAGCUCCCCAAAACUAACCACUAGAACCAUUACGGAGACAAGCAGCCCACCUAUUAAACCACAGCCUGGGAAGAUCUCACCCCUAAAGGAUGACAGGGAUGAUAACAAAGUUCCCCAAAACUCAACAGAGUAUCGAUCCACUACGACUCGGACUGUUACCACAAGAAAUGACGGGACGCCAGCAAAACAAUCAGAAGAUUUAAUAUUGAAAAGCGGAUCACUGCCAAAAUCUCUCGCCUCCUACUUGUAUGAUGACAACUACAGAGAAAAACAUACAACUUCCCCAAAAUCGGUGUCCACUGUUACAGAUGGAAGUAGCUCAGCAGUCAAACCACAGCCUGGAAAAAUCACCGUCAUCAAGGACGAAAGUACUGAUAACCAUGUGACACCUAGAACCUCAACAGAAAACAGAACCACUGCUACUACUAGAACAGUUACCACCAGUACAGAACGGGCCCCAGUGAAAGAAGAUGAUUCACUUUCAGAUUCUCUCCAUACAUACCUGUCUGAGGAUGCCAGCAGGUUUGAAAAAAAUUGGAAAGCAGCACAGUCUAACCCAUCGAUCUCUCAUACAUCCCCACCCAGAUCAACAACCACCAGGAAUGUUACGACUGUCACAACAAACGAAAGUGGCACUGAUAAUGCAGAAGUUCCCAGACUGAAAUCCUACACAAACAUCAGCAUCAUUGAAACAACAACAAGCAACAAUUUCCAGCCUGCACCAGGAAAAAUCACAAUCAUCAGAGACGAAAGCGAUUUGGUUGAAAGAGAAAUUCCAAAGACUUCAAAUGAAAGCAGAUCUGUAGUAAGAACUUCUGAAACAAGAAGUGAAAGCAGCAAGAACAAUGACGACAUCCCAAAACUCACAUCUUGGACUUCUACAAAUGUUUCCGAGACUACCAAGCCGGGCACUCAAGUUGGACCUGGCAAGAUCUCUGUUGUCAGAGAUGAAAGUUUGCCUCCAAAGCCAGCUCCCCGGAUAGAAACCAAACCAAAGGUGACCGCUGUGGAAUCAAGUAAUGCAAAUGCCAAUAAACCACAGGAUCUUAUCUCGUGGGAUGACUUGGACACUAAACCAGAGAAUAGACCAAAGGAAUCUACAAAGCCAUCUACAGUUAGUACAAUAAGGGAAGCCAGAUACCUGGUUCCAGAGCUCUUAGAAGAACCAGGACUUACUAACAGCAGUCGUCCAACUUCAGAAUCAGGAAACAGAACUACGACCAGAGAGACGUACUACGAAAGUCCAAAAUCCGAGAGGAGCAGUUCACCCAGACCUACUGUAAGUAGUACAAUCAGCGAAGCAAGAUACCGAGUUCCAGAGAUUCUAGAAGACCCAAAACCUAAUACAAGUGCUACACGUCCAACUUCAGAAUCAGGAAACAGAACCACGACCAGAGAGACGUACUACGAAAGUCCAAAAUCCGAGAGGAGCAGUUCACCCAGACCUACUGUAAGUAGUACAAUCAGCGAAGCAAGAUACCGAGUUCCAGAGAUUCUAGAAGACCCAAAACCUAAUACAAGUGCUACACGGCCCAUCUCAGAUUCAGCCAACACAAGUGUAACAACCACAACCAGAGAGACUCGUUAUGAAAGUUCCAGACCAUCAGUGGAUGUGAAGUCAGAAAGAAGCAGCUCUCCAAGGCCUGCACCUCGUUCAAGAGACAGUGCGAAAACUACAGUGACAGAGUCGAGUUAUAAAGUACCGGAAAAUCUAGAUAAUACCAUGCUGGAAUCAAGCCCUGCCAGGUCUGUGUCUAGUUCCAGUGAGAGAACUACCACUACUACUACUACUAGAGUGGAAACCCGUAAUAAAACUCCUUCAACAGAGGACCUCAGCCACAAUGAUUCUCAGUCAUCCAACAAGGGAAUUCUCUUUGUAAAGGAAUAUGUUAACACAAGAGAGAGUCUGAAAUCUCCCACAUACUCUGGCAAUAGCCUACCAGACUUUUCUGAUGACUCAGAAAGGAUAUCUUACAGCAGCACUAAUUACAAUUACAGCAGUCCCCCAACAAGGGGUGAUGAAGGUAGCUGCACUUACUGUGGACGCGAAAUCAAAGACUGUGCAAAGAUCAUGCUUGAUCACCUUAAUAUCUAUUGUCAUGAAUACUGCUUUAAGUGUGGCAUUUGCAACAAACCGAUGGGAGAUUUGAUUGACAGUCUUUUUAUUCACCGGAAUGUGGUUCACUGUGAGAGCUGCUAUGAAAAGCUGUUCUAGGACCAGUGAACAGUGAUUUGUGGUGUUUGGAACUCUCCAGAAUUUUACAUACAGUAUUCUCAUCGUUUUAUGAGUUUUCAUUCUGCGAUACAUUGAUAAAUGAAAGCUGAAAGUUUAAUGAACAUUGUCCAUUUUUAAAACUCAUCUGCAAAGCCAACCAAAAACACAUUUUCCCCCAAUUUAUUCUCAUUAGUUUAUCCAGGAACUAUACUGUUUCCUUACUUUGUGCUAUAUAUAUACACUACACAUUAAACAAGAUCAUGUAAUAUGCUUGUGAAGGGGGACAAGUGUAAAGCUAGCAGCUAUUGGUUAAUGCUAACGGUUAUAAAUUCAUUCUUAUCAGAAAUAAAAAAUAUAAAAGAAAAAAAAUAAAUGUAUUGUUUUCAUAUUUAACUCUGUAUUACUGAAUUCUGAAAUUAAUCAACAUAGCAUAUAUGAAAAAAAUUGUACAUAUUACAGAUCCUUUUUCCCCCUCAAAAUAAUUGCCUUAAAACUUGGCAUAUAAUAGUUACUUUGCAUAUAGUUUUAUAUUCGCUUACAAAUGCCAUCACUUUAUAAUUUUUCUAAGCUUAAAUUUACAUAGAUUCGAUUAUCUUAAAUUGAUGUCAAGUCAACCGAUGAUUAAAUGUUAGAUGAUGAAUCUUUGACACAAAUUGACAGGCAUGGCCUAUUAAUACUUUUUCAUUGCAAGUGUUUAGUAAGUAAAUGUAAUGAGAAAAUAUAUUGUACCAAAAGCAAAAUAGAAGCCAACAAUACAACAAUAAAAUAAUAUGGAAUCUCUCUGCUGGGCAAAGAUAAAAGGCGCAUUAUAAGAAAUGCUUUCAUUUAAAAUACUAGUUCCAUUGUUCUAUGAAAUCAUGCUAGAUAUAACUGGAGUUUGGUUUUCACGACAGGAGUUAUCAAAGUACUAUUGUAUGCUAUGUUAUAUAACGUAAUCAUUCAUAAAGUAUAUCUUUUUUCCUUUAUGUAUCACAUGACCGGUAUUUCAUUAAUAAAUAAACUAUUGUUUUAAGGGA
Molecule: messenger RNA, 4429 nt
Organism: Pelobates fuscus (common spadefoot toad)
Lineage: Eukaryota; Metazoa; Chordata; Amphibia; Anura; Pelobatidae
Gene: ZNF185
Product: zinc finger protein 185 with LIM domain
Exons: 40
Coding region: 213-3413 (1066 amino acids)
Source: RefSeq, a predicted model, not a curated record